GGGAGGGAAGGGGAGGAUGCUGCGGCUGCCGCGGGGCGAGGCGAGGCGGCGGCGGGCCGGCGGGCGGAGGAUGCGGCGGCGGCGGCAGCAGGCGGCGGCGGAGGAGCGGGGAGCGAUGCGGUGCUGCGCGGCGGGGCCCUGGCCCGCCCUGCUGCUGACAGCUUUUUUGUUAAGCUCUGCCGAUGGCAAUAAUGGAACAGUUAACUGGAAGACUAAGCAAGCCAACAGUUAUAUUAUCAGCAGAAUAAAGGCUGUUGAGAAGAAUGUGUACACGAUUCUGUCUAAGGUGCACUCUGAUCGGAAUGUAUACCCUUCUGCUGGAGUUCUUUUUGUUCAUGUUUUGGAGAGAGAGUACUUUAAGGGGGAGUUUCCUCCUUACCCAAAGCCUGGUGAAAUAAGCAAUGAUCCUAUAACAUUUAAUACCAACUUAAUGGGUUACCCUGACAGACCUGGAUGGCUGCGCUACAUACAAAGGACACCCUACAGUGAUGGAGUGCUGUACGGUUCACCAACUGUAGAGAACGUGGGCAAACCAACCGUCAUUGAGAUCACUGCAUAUAACAGGCGUACCUUUGAGACAGCAAGACGUAAUUUGAUCAUUAAUAUAAUGUCAGCAGAAGAUUUUCCUUUACCAUAUCAAGCGGAGUUCUUCAUAAGGAAUAUGAAUGUGGAAGAAAUGUUAGCAAGUGAAGUUCUGGGAGACUUUCUUGGAGCAGUGAAAAAUGUAUGGCAGCCAGAACGCUUGAAUGCUAUAAACAUUACUUCAGCGCUAGACAGGGGAGGGAGAGUUCCACUUCCUAUUAAUGAUAUGAAGGAAGGUGUGUACGUUAUGGUUGGUGCAGAUGUUCCAUUCUCUUCAUGCUUACGGGAAGUGGAAAACCCACAAAAUCAGCUGAGAUGCAGUCAAGAAAUGGAGCCUUUAAUAACAUGUGAUAAAAAGUUUCGUACUCAAUUCCAUAUCGAUUGGUGUAAAAUCUCUCUGGUUGACAAUACGAAGCAAGUUUCCACCUUUCAGGAAGUGAUUCGCGGAGAGGGGAUAUUACCUGAUGGUGGAGAAUACAAGCCACCUUCUGAUACACUGAAAAGCAGAGACUAUUACUCGGAUUUCCUAAUUACACUGGCAGUGCCCUCGGCAAUAGCACUGGUGCUUUUUCUAAUUCUUGCCUAUAUCAUGUGCUGCCGACGGGAAGGAGUGGAAAAGAGAAACAUGCAAACACCAGACAUCCAGUUGGUCCACCACAGCGCUAUACAGAAAUCAACUAAAGAGCUUCGCGACAUGUCUAAAAACAGAGAGAUAGCGUGGCCUCUUUCAACACUGCCUGUGUUUCACCCAGUUACUGGCGAGAUUGUUCCACCCCUUCACACAGACAACUACGACAAUACUAGUAUGCCACUGAUGCAAACACAACAGAACCUGCCACAUCAGACUCAGAUUCCACAGCAGCAGAGUGCAGGUAAAUGGUAUUCCUGAGGAAAGAAAAUUAACAGAAGCAAUGAAUUUGUAAUCAGAGAAAGCAGGAAUUGUCUUAUUUCCUUACCUGUUCUGAUUGAUGCAUGAGUUUUCCUGGUGUAUAUUGUGCAUGCCCACAGUAUUAAGCUGAUUUCAGUGCCAGAGAGUACAAUCACUUCCAUAUAACUAAUGUACUGUAUCUUUUUGUACUUUGGACAUUUUGGACAAUUUGUAAACACUGAUAACUUUUUAUAUUUGUUACAUUAAGAAAAUAAUCUUUCAAAUGUAUGUAUUAAUAAAUAUCAAAAUUUU
This is a messenger RNA of Cygnus atratus (black swan), 1762 nucleotides long. It is a transcript of the gene SGCE, whose product is annotated as sarcoglycan epsilon. The coding region runs from base 17 to 1471 and encodes 484 amino acids. Lineage: Eukaryota; Metazoa; Chordata; Aves; Anseriformes; Anatidae. The transcript has 12 exons. The record is from RefSeq and is a predicted model, not a curated record. Gene Ontology annotation, cellular component: membrane; sarcoglycan complex.